Acanthoscelides obtectus is the source of this 813-nucleotide messenger RNA. Lineage: Eukaryota; Metazoa; Arthropoda; Insecta; Coleoptera; Chrysomelidae. The record is from the annotation of a GenBank genome assembly.
AUGCCCGAUCUAAAAAAUCUUUGCAAACUCAUCAUUGAAGAUAGACAUGUGACACAUCGCGAGAUUGAGGCGUCCUUAAAGAUCUCAGAGACAUCAAUUCAAAAAAUUUUACAUGGAGAAUUAGGAGUAAGAAAAUUAGUUUAUCGUUGGAUACCCCACCUGUUGACCAAAGAGCAGAAAGCAGCCAGUGUUAAUUGGUGUCAAAAAACGCUUGACCGUUUCAAUUCCGGAAAUUCAAAAAAUAUGUACAGCAUUGUUAGUGGUGAUGAAUCGUGGAUUUACUGUUAUGAACCAGAAAAUAAACGACAGUCGGCUGUUUGGGUGUUACAAGGUAAAGAAAAGCCAACAAAAGAAGUCAUCCGUUCUCUAAGUGUUUCGAAAAAGAUGGUCGCGACAUUUGUAACUGUCACUGCGGAUUGGUAUACCACCAUUUGUUGGACAAAAGUCAUCACCGAGCUUCGAAAAAUCAACCCCGAAAGAAGCAUCAUCCUCCACCAAGACAAUGCAAGCUCGCACACAGCCCAAAAAACAAGGCAGUAUUUAACGGAAGAAAACGUGGAAUUAUUGGACCAUCCUCCAUAUAGACCCGAUCUAAGUCCUAACGAUUUCUUUACUAUCCCGAAAAUUAAAAACAGACUGCGUGGUCAAAGGUUCCAGUCACCAGAAGAAGCAGUUGACGCAUUCAAAAAUGCCGUUUUGGAUAUGCCAGCAAACGAGUGGAAUAAGGGCUUCGAAAAUUGGUUCGAGCGCAUGCAGAUGUGUAUUAAUCUUCGUGGAGAAUACUUCGAAAAACAAUAAAGUCAUUUAAAACUA